UUCGGAAGCGUGAACGUUGUAUCUUCAGCUCAGAAACCUACCGUUAAUUUGUUCGUUUCGAAAAGCCAACUUCAAGCAUGGUGAAAGAGAAAACUCAUGUUAACGUGGUGAUUAUCGGCCAUGUUGACAGCGGCAAGUCAACUACCACCGGCCACCUCGUUUACAAAUGUGGUGGCGUCGACCAGAGAAGAUUGGAGAAGUUCGAGAAAGCUGCAGCAGAGAUGGGGAAGAGCUCCUUCAAAUUUGCCUGGGUGUUGGACAAGCUUAAAGCUGAGCGGGAGAGAGGAAUGACCAUUGAUAUCUCUCUGAUGAAAUUUAACACUCAAAGAUACAGCAUGACUAUAAUUGAUGCACCUGGCCACCGAGACUUCAUUAAAAAUAUGAUAACCGGGACUUCACAGGCCGAUGUUGCCCUCCUGGUGGUCUCUGCAGCUCAAGGAGAAUACGAGGCUGGUGUGUCAAGAAGUGGUCAGACCAGAGAGCACGCCUUGCUGGCUUACACUCUGGGUGUGAAGCAGAUCAUAGUGUGUGUGAACAAGAUGGAUCUGACUGAACCCCCUUUCAGCCAGAAGCGCUUUGAAGAAGUGGUGCGAGGUGUGAACGGCUUCCUCAAGAAGAUCGGCUACGAAACCGGAACUGUGCCUUUCGUGCCAAUUUCUGGCUGGACUGGGGAGAACAUGAUCACUGCAACUCAGAAGAUGCCCUGGUUCCAAGGAUGGAAAUCCAGAAGAAGGGGAGGAAAUGCAAUUGGGAGAACUUUACUUGAAGUCCUGGACUCCAUUCAACCACCAGUUCGCACCAUCAACAAGCCCCUUCGGUUACCUCUGCAGGAUGUCUACAAAAUUGGAGGAGUCGGGACCGUGCCAGUAGGUAAGAUUGAAACUGGCGUCCUCAAACCAGGCAUGACCCUGAUGUUCUCGCCAGCCAAAAUCACUGCCGAGGUGAAGUCCAUUGAGAUGCACCACCAGGGGAUGGAGCAAGGUCUGCCCGGACACAAUGUCGGCUUCAACAUUAAGAACGUGGCUGUAAAGAACCUGCGGCGAGGGGAUGUGGCUGGAAACGCCCAGCAGGAUCCGCCCACAGAUGUCAGCAGCUUUGAAGCGCAGGUGAUCAUCCUGAACCAUCCAGGGAAGGUCAAGGCAGGCUACUCUCCUGUCCUGGACUGCCACACCGCCCAUGUGACCUGUCGCUUUGCUGAGCUGAAGGAGAAGAUUGACAGGCGGACGGGAAAUAAAGUGGAGGACGAUCCGCAGCUACUGAUAUCUGGAGACGCUGCCACAGUCAAAAUGAUUCCCAUCAAGCCCAUGUGUGUCGAGAGCUUCUUCUCAUACCCUUCCUUAGGUCGCUUUGCAGCACGAGACCUGAAGCAGACGGUCGCUGUCGGAGUCAUCAAGUCAGUGGUGAAGGAACAAGGAUCAAAACUUAAAGCCUAAGUGUGUACAUAGUUUUAGUUUUUUUUGUUUACCAGUAAACUCCAGUAUUGCUGCUUUUUAUUUGGUCAAAUGACAUUUGUGUUGCGACACAAAAUAUUUAUGUUAAAAGAUUAUUCCUGUGUUAAUGAGAAAUCCAA
This is a messenger RNA of Gymnodraco acuticeps, 1570 nucleotides long. RefSeq names its product elongation factor 1-alpha-like. The record is from RefSeq and is a predicted model, not a curated record. Lineage: Eukaryota; Metazoa; Chordata; Actinopteri; Perciformes; Bathydraconidae. The coding region runs from base 78 to 1433 and encodes 451 amino acids. Gene Ontology annotation, molecular function: GTPase activity; GTP binding; translation elongation factor activity. Gene Ontology annotation, biological process: translational elongation; translation. The transcript has 7 exons.